This is a messenger RNA of Columba livia (rock pigeon), 4342 nucleotides long. RefSeq names its product ALS2 C-terminal like (gene ALS2CL). Lineage: Eukaryota; Metazoa; Chordata; Aves; Columbiformes; Columbidae. Gene Ontology annotation, molecular function: small GTPase binding; guanyl-nucleotide exchange factor activity. Gene Ontology annotation, cellular component: cytoplasmic vesicle; cytoplasm. The transcript is spliced from 26 exons. Bases 282 to 3137 code for a protein of 951 amino acids. The record is from RefSeq and is a predicted model, not a curated record. Gene Ontology annotation, biological process: endosomal transport; regulation of GTPase activity.
AUUCCUUGCCUGUAUCCUCCUCUGGAAUUGUCCCCCACUGCCUAGAAGAGCUGCUGUUCUGCCUGCCUGUGUGGUGUAAACCAUUGUGUUGAGGCAGACAGUGAGUUAUGGGCACAUCCCACUCUGAAAAGAUCCCAGGAGUCCAGGGAAAUGGGAAGGAAGUCAUCACAAUAGAAGAAUCUUUACAAACAAAAGGACAUUGAGACACCUUUUGCCUCCUGUUACGCCUUGAGAAUCCUUGCUACAGAAGCUGACCUGUCCUGAUCCCUCAGCCUGAAGACAUGUGCAUGGCUGAACCAACUGCAUCGCUGCUCCAAGUGGAAGAAACCUUCUCAGCAUGCCUGGCACGGAUAGAUGCUCUUGUCCUCAAGCCUCUGCUCCAGGCAGAGCCUAGUGACCAGAAGGGAAAGGAGAUCUUUAAGCUCUUUGUCUUCCUGAAUGACCGAUUUCAAGCUCUCUGGAACCUCACAGAAGAAAAUUACCGGAUAUUGAAACAAAAAUGCAGCACGUCUGAGGCAUUCUGUGUCCAGGACUUUUAUAUUGUCUGGAAAGGGGACCUGUUCCUAAGCCUCUAUAUCCAAUAUUUCGUCACUUUUGCGAACUACGUUGUAGUCCAUGGUUUUGAACACGCCACGAAGAGCAAGAGUGAAGCCUGGAAGCACCAUAAGACAGUGCUGAAACAAUUCCUCACAGACUUCACCUCUGAGACCUCCAUGUCACUGGCCUUGUACACCGUCCUUCACAAACCUAUCCGGGAUCACAUCGAGCAAUAUAUACUGCUCCUCACCAAACUGAAGGAGGUUCUCAAAGAGGGCCCUGAGAAGGACGUAGUUACCACUGCCAUCAAGGAAUAUGCGAAGCUUGAGUCUUUCGUCAGCCAAGUCCUGGAUGAAGCUUGUUUUACUGAAUCCUUAUGGAAAUCCUUGGGCUACAAAUUCACGGACAUGCUCUGUGUACCUGAAAGGAGGCUGCUGGAAGAUAGCAAAAAUCUUCCCAUCUCUGCCAGCACAAAUCGGUCAGACCGGGUCUUACUCUUCGAUGAUGUCCUUGUGUUAAUUCAGGGAAACAGCUUUCAGAGUUUUGAUCUGAAGCUUGUGUGGGUAGAUGAAAACUGCAAGGAGAAAUUAGCUCCAGGAAUGUACGGAUUCCGUGUUAUAACCCCAGAAGAAACAUUCUUUCUCUCUACCAAAGACCCGCAGAUGAAGGCUGUUUGGCAGUGGAAGUUGAACCAGGCUGUUCGUCAGGCACUGAAUGGGAAGCGAGAUUUCCCAUUGUGGGGCAAGACCGGUGAAGGCACCGAGCCCCCGUCCUGCCGCUUCUUCACCUACGUCUUCAGGCUGGAGGGCAAGUUCAAGAGCGCAUCCUACGAGGGCGAGUGGCACUGGGGAAAGCCACAUGGCAAGGGGACACUGAAGUGGCGCAACGGACGCAACCACGUUGGAGAUUUCAAAGAUGGCUUGGAACAUGGGUUUGGAAUAUGCCUUGUCCCACGUCGAUCUGAAGACCGGUAUGACUGCUAUAAGUGCCACUGGUAUGAGGGCAAGAUGAGAGGCUAUGGAAUCUGUGAGUAUGGGAAUGAUAUAGUCUACAAAGGCUACUUCAGAGACAAUGUGCGUCAAGGAUUUGGGAUACUGGAGAACCUCUCAGCUGAUCACUCGUUUAAAUACACAGGACAAUGGGAAAAUGACAAGAAGAAUGGAUAUGGAGUCUGGGAAGACAAAGAUAGAGGGGAGAGAUACAUAGGGACAUGGCUUGAUGACCACAAACAUGGCCAAGGCAUUGUAGUAACCCAGUCGGGUGUCUGCUAUCAAAGAACAUUUCAUGCUGAUAAAAUGGUGGGUUCUGGGAUUCUGCUUUUGGAAGACGACUCUGUCUAUGAAGGGAACUUCACAGAAGAUCUCACAUUUGUUGGAAAGGGGAAGCUGUCCUUUGCCAAUGGCUUCACUCUGGAGGGAACAUUUACCAACAAAUCAGGCCAAGGCCUUCAGACAUAUGGCAUCCUGAACACAUCGAAUGAGCAGCUGGAUGACAGGAUAACCAAAGCUCAGCUGGGCCUUGAGGAGUUCCCAGUGGAGAAGAGAUGGAAGGGAAUCUAUGACCAGUUCCUGGAGUUCAUCCAUUCUGGCUGCAAAGAAGAAACGGAGGAGUCUUUCAUGGGGUUCCACAUACAAACAAGCAAGGAGCUGCGGAAAUCUCAGGAGUACUUCUUCUACCAAAGGGGGACUGAGGAUGUAUCCUGGAAGACAGAAGACAUUCUUGAAGAGCUUGUCCAGAACCAGGGGCUGGAGUCACUACAAAGUUACUUAGAGAAGGCAUUGAAGUCUUCCCUGCACCCUCUGGGAAAGCUGCUGAAGGCCUUGACAAUAGCUUUUCAGGCAACAUACUCUGGGAUUGGGGCCAACAGACACUUGCUGACUAUGGCACAAGAGGAAGUCAAGUACUAUGCCAAGAAAAUAUGGGACUUCUAUCAGGGUUUGCUCCAUCUGGCGCUAGAGCAGAAAGGCCAACUCCCCACAAAGUGUGUGGAUGGGGAUACGAGUGACCAGAAGGCACGCAGUGUGGUCCUGCCACUGAUCUUGCCCUGCUUCUACCCAGAGCUUUUCAUGCUCUACAUGCUCUAUCAUGAAAGAGAAGACGACCUGUACUGCCAAGGGAUCGUGGACCUCAGCCUGUUUCCUGAUAUCAAGCUGCUAGAGUUUCUGGAUGUGCAGAAACACCUCUGGCCUCUGAAAGAUCUCACCCUGACAACCAACCAGAGGCGAUCCCUCAUCAAAGACAAGUGUUUCCUCUCCGCCACCGAGUGUUUGCAGAAGCUGAUCACCACGGUGGAUCCCCGGGAGAAGCUGGUGAUCCUCCAGAAGACAUACGAGGAGAUAGAGAGCACAGUGUCCCGGGUCGUGGAGAAGGACUACAAGCUCCCCAUGGAUGACCUGUUGCCCCUGCUGAUGUACGUUGUAUCCCGAGCAAAAAUACAGCACCUGGGAGCUGAAAUCCAUCUGAUCAGAGACUUGAUGGAACCCACCAACCAAGGAGGACUGUAUGACUUUCUGUUAACCGCACUAGAGUCGUGCUACGAACACAUACAGAGGAUGAGACUCCACCAAAGAGAGAACUGUCAUGUGAACCACCGCUCCUGAGCCCAAGGCCACAAAGGGAACCUGCUCCCUGCUGCACUUUCUUGACCAAACACUGUUGGAUGAAGACACAAUUGAGUCACCGCUGUUCUGGCUUCCUUUAGAAACAGGAAGGAUGGUUAUUUAUCCCUUUGCUGUUUUUUUUACUAGCUACAAUCAAAGCGCAGACAUAGGGAUGCUGUGGGCUAAGCCUUCAGCUUGCGUUUGGGCAUCUCUUUGCGGAAAGUGGCCACAGUUUCUUUCUAUUUCACUUUCCUGCGAAUAGCAGCCUGCUUUGAAACCGCUUUUACUGUUCCCUCAGAUGCUCUGUUUGUUUUGCACUAGUGAACUGAUAUGAGGGAGGUUAUUGUAUAGAAAGCGGUCAAAUGGAACCAUAAGUGUUUUGGUGAGACUAUUUCUGGCUGGCAGAAACAGGACAAACCAUCUCCGUGCUCCUAAACGUUCCUGGAGAUGUUUUAUUCCUAUAUCCCGAAGAGGAAGGUUUUUUCAUUCCUUUUCUUACCUUUGGCAAACUCAGUACCUCUCUGUUGCAUUGUAAAAGCUGCUAUUGACUAAUUCUCUUGUUUUAUGAUACUUAAAAGUGUAUAUUUAUACUCCACAUUAAAGCUCAGGGAUGUCACACUCGCACCUUGAACAUUCUAGUGCUGCUUUCUAACUCUGCAGGGGUUCACGUGUGCCUAACAAAAAGGACAUAGAUUAUCUUGGAGUGAGAAAUCUCAAAUCCUGGUGUGACAAAACAUAAACCCACCUGCUUUUCUGCACUGACAAAGCUGUAAAAACACAGCUUUUUGGAGGUAUUUUUGUCCUAAGUGCACAGCUUUGUGCUGACAGAUCACCCACUGACGCCAGUGGGGCACAAAUUGGGCUGGGUUUUAGGCUGCCUUUAUAAAAGGCAAAUGGAUAUUUGGUAUCCUGUUCUUAUCAGGCAAAAAUACUAAUGUCUGAGUUGCAUAUUAGAGCAAAAGCUCUUUUGAACUAGUUUUUAACCUGCUCUUUUUUAUUUUUACAGUUCGAUUUUAAGUUGUCCAGGUCUGUGACUUCAGAAAAAUAAACACUCUACAGACUGUUUCCUCCUGUUUAUCACAAGUAUUAUGCUUUAAUAAAUAGUGCAUUGAUUACAAUAGUUAAUAUAUUGGUAUGAAAGUACCUUAAUGGAUGUUUUACAGUAAUUUUGUAUUUAAAUAAAGCUGUUUAAUUUUUAAGAGAGA